Impatiens glandulifera is the source of this 795-nucleotide messenger RNA. RefSeq names its product cytochrome P450 82A3-like. The coding region runs from base 1 to 795 and encodes 264 amino acids. The record is from RefSeq and is a predicted model, not a curated record. Gene Ontology annotation, molecular function: oxidoreductase activity, acting on paired donors, with incorporation or reduction of molecular oxygen; heme binding; iron ion binding. Lineage: Eukaryota; Viridiplantae; Streptophyta; Magnoliopsida; Ericales; Balsaminaceae. The transcript has a single exon. Gene Ontology annotation, biological process: defense response to other organism.
AUGACGUCCCUCUAUUAUUAUUUCCUCUACCUGGGUGGUGCUGGAGCUCAACAUAAGCUUAAUAAACCGCCCGAAGCAAGCGGAGCCUGGCCUGUACUGGGUCACCUCCUUCUUCUCCGUGGUCCCAAACUUUUCCACUUAACACUGUCUGACAUGGCCGACAAAUAUGGCCCAAUCUUCAGCAUCCGUCUUGGACUUCGCCGGGCCAUUGUGGUUAGCAAUUGGGAGUUGGCCAAAGAACUGUCCACCACUCACGACCUAACCGUGGCAUCGCGUCCUCAAAUGCUAGCUUCAGAGCACUUGGGGUACAACUAUGCCAUGUUUGCCUUUUCCCCGUACGGGUCAUAUUGGAGGGAGAUUCGAAAGUUUGUGUCCUUGGAGUUGUUGUCUAUGCGGCGAGUCAAUUCGUUCGGCCAUAUAAGGGUGUCCGAGACAAAAUCCGCAAUCCAACAACUUUAUAGGUUGUGGGCGGAAAAAGGAGAUGACAACUUGACUUUGACUAAUUAUGGUGUCACAGUGGAGAUGAAGCAAUGGAUAUCAGACUUCACAACAAACGUGAUCUUUAGGAUGAUCUAUGGGAAAAGAUAUUCUGGGGCUGAUGUUGACAUAGAGGAAGCUCAAAAGUAUCAAAGAAUUUUCAAGAGGUUCUUAUAUCUGUUUGGUUUAAAUGUGGUGGGGGACAUGAUACCGUGGCUUAGAUGGCUAGAUGUAGGAGGUCACGAGAAGGUUAUGAAAGAUACAUCAAAAGAAUACGACCAACUCAUGGUGAAGUUGCUAGCUAGAAGAGCACAAUAA